This is a messenger RNA of Cuscuta europaea, 943 nucleotides long. NCBI's taxonomy places the organism in Eukaryota, Viridiplantae, Streptophyta, Magnoliopsida, Solanales, Convolvulaceae. The record is from the annotation of a GenBank genome assembly.
AGAAAAGGCAUGAUUCCAUAUGGAGCUCCGGAUCGAGCCCAUAUAACUUGAAUAUCCAGCCCACCCGAAUCCUUAACCCUAGGGCCAAAAUAGAAUUGCUGAUUAUACCGAGUAUGAUACACACAUAUAAUGAGCACCGACUGCAAUAGGAAAUCUAGCAGCCAGCCUCAUUCUUCUUGAGAAGGUAGCGCCGAAGUUUGCAUAUUUCGUGCAACCGGCAAUGGCUGACGUAGAACACGAUGUAGCGGCAGGGCAGCCAAAGAAGAGAACAUUCAAGAAGUUCAGCUUCAGAGGUGUAGAUCUUGAUGCCCUCCUUGAUAUGUCUACUGAUGAUCUCGUCAAGCUCUUCAGUGCCCGUGCCCGCAGAAAGCUUGGGAGAGGUUUGAAAAGAAAGCCUUUGGCUUUGAUUAAGAAGCUUCGCAAAGCGAAACUAGAGGCCCCACAAGGGGAGAAGCCGGAUCCAGUGAAAACUCAUUUGAGGAAUAUGAUUAUUGUUCCAGAGAUGAUAGGCAGUGUUAUUGGAGUUUAUAACGGGAAAACCUUUAACCAGAUUGAAGUGAAGCCAGAGAUGAUAGGGCAUUACUUGGCUGAGUUCUCCAUCUCAUACAAGCCUGUCAAGCACGGUAGGCCCGGUAUUGGUGCUACUCACUCAUCAAGGUUCAUCCCACUUAAGUGAUGCAACUCAUCUGCUUUUUUUGUUUUAAUUAUACGUAUUUUUUAUUUCUCUCAACACAUGUAAGAAGAGUGAAACUAGUUUUUACUUUGAGGUUACAGACAGUUGAUUGCUGAAUGAUUGUACUUGGUAUGAUUUUUAUUACGUAGCUCUUGUUAGUUUUAUGUUUUUGGUGUUGGCUACUUGAUCUCAUCUUUAAGUUUAUGAAGACGUGCCUUGGAUUUUCGAAGGCUCUAUGAACUGAACUGCAUAGUGAAUUACUUUGGUUGA